UGGCCUUGUUUUACUGAAUAAGUCAUAGUCAAAUUUAGAAACGUUCUACUAACUAAGCUUGCUAGACUAUCUUCUAACGUUAGCCAGCCAGUGCAUCCCGAUAAAACAAUUUAGCUGACAAACUAAUGACUGUUUUACUGCCAUGUUUUCUGUCACUUUGGCUGAUUUUAGAUUGAAGGGUGAAUGGAGGCAACACAGCUGAUCGAUGACUCAAUAUUGGAAGAGUCAGAGGAGGAGGAUGGAGCGAUGCGAAAAGAGAAGCGAGGAGAGCCACUGGCAAAACUCAGGGUGUUAAAAAAUGAACACAUCUCAGAGACUGAGUUGCCUCUCUACCAGGGAGAGAAUGUGUUGGGUCGAAAUCCAAACUCCUGCUCCCUUCCCCUCGUGGCACCUUCUGUAUCCAAGCAACACACCGUCAUCUCCAUCUCAAUGUUUCGCGGCAACCGUUGUCGUGGCAACAUUGCCGGCAUGGAGACAGAGGCUUUAGUGUGGGACCUGGGGAGCAUGAAUGGGACAAGGAAGGGCCGGACCAAACUGACCCCUCACGUCCGCUACGCUCUGACUGAGGGAGAGUGUGUGGUAAUAGCUGACAUCCCCUGCCAGUAUGUCUCUGUGGACCAGAGGGGGGGACAGGGGCACAUGCAGAACCCGACCAACGCACACUCUGGAAGGGGAAGGAGGACAGGGCCAGACAGGAAGGCCCAGUUCAGAGGAAGCCCUAGCGGCCAAGGUCUGGGACGAGAGACUGGCACACCGAAGACUGAGAGACGGACUGAGGGUAGAGGAGUCAAUGGAGAGAUGGGGGCACCAUUGUCGACUGAGCUGGGUGGAAAAGGUAAAACUCGGGCCAUACCCCUGUCGUUGGAACAAACCCCCACAAAGCCUGAGAGGACACUGGUGCCUGAAUCUGAGUCUGACGGAGAUCGAGAGGGACGGAGAGACAAACGGGGAAAGUACUUUGUCUCUGAUUCUGACUCCCAUGUGUCCAGUCCCACCUGUUCUACAUUCCUCAGUCCUACAAACAAAGUCAUUCCAGAGAGUGAGGACGACAAACCCAUUACUCCCUCUGCUAAAAACAGACCCAAGAAAGUAGUGAGCUUCAGUGAGGAGGAGAGCGACAUGGAUGGACCGAGACAGCAGCCCAGGAGAAGAAGAGCACAAGUGAUAGUGGACGACAGCGAAGAAGAGGAGGAGGAGGGGAAGGAAGGCACAGAGGCACUAGGAGAGAAGGAACCUGGGAAAAGGACAAGAGGAAAGGAGGAAGUGUCAGUGCUGAACCAGGUCAGUCAAGCUGAGAGAGAUGGACCAAUGGUGUCUACAGAGGACACGUUUAACAUGGACAGUGACACAGACGUAGAGGGAGAGGAGGAGAUGGGGCUGUCUGCACCUGUAAACGCUGUUAAGCCACCAGCCGCAACAGAACCUCCUACUACAGACUCUGACCCAGGCCAGAUCCACAUGGACAGUGAUACUGAUGUAGAGGAAGGGGAUACUAUGGACAGUGACUCUAAGUUAAUGCUAACUGCUGCCGAUGUGGAGAGGAAACCAGUAGAUUCUGUCCCAGUGGUGCAGCCAACAGAGAUCCACCUGGACAGUGAUACAGACGUGGAUGAUGAUGAUGUUGUUGUGUCAGACAGUGCUACCAAUGUUACCUCCUUCAUAUCCGAUCCGGCUGAGAAACCAGACGACCCUGCCCCUGCAGUGCCACCCGUAGAAUUCCACCCAGACACUGACACAGAUGUGGAAGAGGAGGACACAGACACACAUUCCAAAACAGUUCCAGAAUCAGAUUCUAGUGGGAUCAGAACAGGGAUUGCUGGUCCCCAGAAGAUCCUUUUGGACAGUGAUACUGAUGAAGAAAACAACCCGUUUACCCCUCCGGCCAGCAGCAGAACAGCGGAGCUCCUUAAUCCACCCACCAGUGUAGGACCUGCAGCUGCUGCUCCUCUGGAGAUCAGGUCUGACAGCGACACUGACUUAGAGGAAGACGCCACACAGACCAUGAACCUUCCUCCUAAUGUUGCCACGGUAACGGAAGACGCAGGGUUAGCAUCUCGACAGGCCGUGCUUCCAUCACCCACAACAACGACAAUCGAGAGGUUGGAGCCCAAACCCCCCCGGUGUCGGCCCCCAGCAGGGAUGGUCCCGGAGUCGGACCUCAGUGAGCCCAGUGACUUCAGGGUGGACAGUGAUACGGAGAAGGAUGGACCAGGGGAGGCAGGCCAGGGACAGACUGCAUGUCGGCUCAGAGAGGGGGCAGUUGGCCCCGGGCUGCUCCCCCUGGGGGGUUCCCCUGGCCCUCAUCAGAAGUGCUCCACCCCUUUGGCAUCGUCAGUACAGGAGGAGAUGGAGACUCAGGCCUUCUUCAGUCCCUCUGACUCCUUCAGACACCCAGCUCUCCCUCCUGUGCUGAGGCCUACAGCAGCAUUGUCCUGCUCUGCAUCAGACAGCCAGGAGGACGAUGACUUUGUGGUGGCCGAGACCCAGUCAUUUGUGUUGGAGGCCCAGAACCAGGGCCAUCAGAGCAGCCUUCCAGUGGAACCAACCCUGGAUGCUACGCAGCCCUACGGUCUGGAGCCUUCCUUGGGGGAGGACCGGGAGGAGCAGCCCAGCCGAGGCUCCUUCCGACUGGGUCUAUCAGACAGCAGGGACCUCAGCCUCCAGGCCAGGGACCAGGCCUCAGAGAGCCCCCAGGCUUUCAGCUCCCCAGAUAGGGAUUCUGACCUGGAGGCCACCCAGACCUAUGGAUCUGGAGGGGGGAGCGAGGAGCCUGGCCUGGGCCAGAGGUCUGCGGUGUUCGGGAGGAACAGGCAGGUGGACUUUGUCCUGGAGGCAACACAGGCUUAUGCUGCCCAGCCUUGCAGUGACACAGAGGAGGAAGAUGAAGAGGAGACCCCCACCACGUCUAAUGUUGCUACGACUGAAACCCUGCCCAUGUCUGCCUAUGAGGAAGAGGAGGAAGGUUUGGUUGGGGCCAUGCCCUCAACCCCAGUAAGGAGAGGGAGAUCUGGAGGAGCGAGGGAGAGAGAGGAAGAGGAGCAGGAGACCCAGACUGGUGACGUGCUGAUCAACCAAUACCUCUCCACAGCUCAAACUCUGGACAUGGUCCAGGAGAGUGAUGAUGAGGAAGAAGCCAAACCAGACUCACCCAGAGGAAGAGGACAGUCCCAAGAACAGACAGUAGACAAGGAAGAGACACAGACUGUCUGCUCCUACCUCUCCACUGCUGAAACCCAGCCCAUGUUUACUGCUGCUGCUGCUGAGGAUGAUGACAAUGAGGAGGAAGAACUCAAACCUCCAUCACCCAGAAGGAGGGGAAGGUCCCAGAGAGGGAGAUUAGAAGAGGAGGAGACACAACCUAGUGAGUUCCUCACCAGCUCCCACAUCUCCACCGCUGAAACUCAGCCUAUGGGUACUUGUGACACUGAGGAAGAGGAGGAGGACACCAAAGAUAAAGGACGGGCUCAGAGAGGGCGAGGGAAAGAGUCGGAGGCUGGGACAAGCGGUGUCAGCAGUAGAGGUAGAAGAGGAGCUAGAGGAGGAGAGGAAGAAGAGGAGAGCGCUGAGCCUCCAAAGACACAGACAAGAGGGAAGGGGAAGGCUGUGAACACCGCAGGAGGCAGAGGGAGGAGAGGGAAGGGGAAGGCUGUGAACACCGCAGGAGGCAGAGGGAGUAGAGGGAAGGUGCUGUCUGAGGAGGGAGAGAGUGAGAAAGAAGAAGAAGAGGUGGAGGUGAUUGAGCAAGGGAGAAGAGGAAGAAAGAGUGUGAAACAACAGAAAGAGGGAGAAAAAGAAAGACUUGAGAGGGAACAGAGAGAGGAGGAAGAGGGAAUAGAAAAGGAAAGACAAGAACAGGCUGAGAAGGAACGGUUGCAGAAGGAAAAAGUAGAAUCAGAAAGGGUUAUGAAGGAACAACAGGACAGAGAGAGGAUGGAACAGGAACUUAAAGAACAAGAUGAGAGAUUAGAGAGGGAGAGAGUGGAAAGAGAAGAAACAGAAAGGAUGGAGAGAGAGAAAAGAGAAGAAACUGGAAGGAUGGAGAGAGAGAAAAGAGAACAGGAGGAAAGAGAGCGGUUUGAGAGGGAAAGGAAGGAACGAGAAGAACAAGAAAGACUGGAGCGAGAAAAGGAGAGAUUAGAGAGAGAAGAAAACGAGAGAAUAGAGAGGAAAAAAAGAGAAGAGAGGAAAAGACUGGAGCGAGAAAAGGAGAGAUUAGAGAGAGAAGAAAAACAGAGAAUAGAGAGAGAAGAGAGGACAGACAGAGAAGAGAGGAAAAGGCUGGAGAAGAACAAGGAAGAGAAGGAGCGAUUAGACAGGGAGAGAGGAAAGGAGAAAGAAGAGAGAAACCUGAAAGAAAAACUGGAGAGGGAGAAGGAAAGAGAAAAGAGGGAAGCCGAGGAGAAAGAAAAGGAGAUUAAAGAACGACAAGCGAAGGAACAAGGAGAAAAACAAACAAAGAAAGACAACGAAAAUGAGCCAAAAACAUCCACUAGAGGUCACAGAGCAAUCACCAGGAGAACCGUCAUGGUUCCACCCACAACUGAACCACAACCUGAACCUGAUAUUCUGUCCAGCCAACCAGAACCAGUCCCAGAAAGUAUAACUAGGUCUCGCUCCAACUCUGUCAGCUCUGAGAGAUCCACCUCCAACAUAGGUACCCAGGGGAGCAGAGGGAGAGGGGGGAGGAAGACCACCAGCACCACAGAGUCUGCCCCUGGUCCAGACAACCCCACCCGCAACAGCACCAGGAGACGGACGUUGGUCGGGACGGUUGUGGCUCCCCCUACUGCUGUGGAGGUCACAGUGCAGGACAUUCUCUCCAGCGAACAGUUUGUUGCCAGGAGAACCCGCUCUCGUUCCAGCUCCACCAACUCCCACAGCUCCCUCAACUCAGAGGUCUCCACCGGUAUCACGGCUAGCGUGAGCUCUCAGAGCAAAGGGAGGGGAGGAGGGAGGAGGAAGACUGGAACAGAGUCUGUCUCUCCCAGUAACAGGCAGAGUGAGCAGCCUCCAGCCCUCAAGCCCACAGCCAGAGGCAGGAGAAGCCAGAAAGUAGAGGAUUAUGGUCCACACCCUGAGAUUAAUGAGAAGGCUGAUUCUCAGGAGGCUGGUGGUACCACUAGAGGGCAGAAGAAAACAGACAAAACCAAUGAGCCAGACCCUGUAGUAGCAGAUGAAGAAACCACUCCAGCUCAGGUAACCGAGGACUCCCCCACUCCUAGAGGGAAUGGAAGAGGCCGGGGCCGAGGCGGCCAGAAAGACAACACACCUGAAUCCACCACUACAACAGCAGGAGGGGAAACUCAGAGUGAAGAGGGAGUGGGGUCUAAAACAGGUGGGAGAGGGAAAGGGAGGAAGAGGGGGCUGGAAGAGGAGGAGGAGAGCAGUGAGUUCAAGGUUCCCCGGGGGAAAGCUAAGGUUCAGAGGGGAGGGAGACGCAGGGCAGCAGAGGAGGAAGGAGAGAAAGAGGAGAAACCUGCAUCCACUCCAGCAAAGAGAGGCAGAGCCUCCACUGCACAGGUGAAAAAGAUAGCAGAGGAGGAGAAGAGUAUGGAGAGACAGAGUGAGAAGAUGGAAGAGGCUGGUACUGUGCAGAGGAAAGUCCGAGGCAGGCAGUUGACGGUUCAGAUAAAGAAAGAAGAGGAAUCUGUUUUGGACUCUAAUUCUGUGGUGCCCCAGACCCCUACAGGUAAGGGCAGAGGUAAGCGUAGGGCCCCUGUGGAAUCAUCACCGUUUGCCAAGACCCCUCGCUCCUCCUCUGCCUCUCCCCUGUCCUCUCUCUCCUCGCCUGGGACACUGGGCCGAGCUAGGGCCUCCACGCAGUCCUAUAAGGUGUUGUUUACAGGAGUGGUGGAUGAGGAGGGGGGGAAGGUGGUGUCUCGUCUGGGGGGCAGCCUGGCGAAGGGCGUGGCCGACAUGACCCACCUGGUGACUGACAGGAUCCGACGCACCGUAAAGUUCCUGUGUGCUGUGGCCCGUGGCGUGCCCGUCGUCACCACCGAUUGGCUGGAUAAGUGUGGUAAGGUGGGUAGUUUCCUACCUACUGACAGGUACCUGGUGAAGGACAGGGAGCAGGAGAACAAGUUCAGCUUCUGUCUGGAGGAAUCACUGAGGACCGCCAGCACCCAACCUCUACUACAGGGUUUUGAGGUCCAUGUGACCAGGUCAGUGUUGCCAGAGCCAGCCCAGAUGAAGGACAUCAUUGUCUGUAGCGGAGCUCGCUUCCUCUCCAAGAUGCCCUCCACUCAGAAGGCCCAGGCCCGGACCCUAGUGAUAUCGUGUGGGGAGGACUGGUCUCUCUGUGCUCCUGCACUCUCUGCUUCUCUCCCCGUCCUCAGUGCUGAGUUCCUGCUAACUGGUAUAUUACAGCAGAGAGUGGACCUGGUAACCCAUGUCCUCUCAGCCCCCAAACCCAGGGCCCAGCCAGGAGCCAAAGGCCAGGCCAGUGGCAGGAAGAGAACGUAACAGAAAAACAAAAUUCACCUGGGUGGUAUUCAUUAGUGCAUACUGUAGCAAAACAUUAUGCAACAGAAAACAAAAACUAGUGUUGGACAAGUUCAGGUAAACCCUCCCUGUUUUAGUCUGUUUUCUUCAGAUAGGUUAAUAUGACCCUGUCUACAGGGCCAGGGAGAAGAAGGCAUUACAGUUCCAGAGAAGACCGCAGACAGACGACACCCGUGUGUGUGUGAUGGCGUGUGUGAUAGCAUGCAGCACCCACCUCCACCUGUAUAGAGAACAGUAGCAGGACCAGGCCUCACAGGAGUGGUAACUACAGUACUACUACCCUGGAGGGGCUGGAGACCAUUAGACACCUGAGAGAGGGGAGAAUGAGGAUUCGGAUGUACAAGAGACAGUGGCAGCAUCCCAAAUGGGACCCUAUUGCCUACUUUUGACAAGAGCCCUGCACUAUGUAGGGAAUAGAGUGCUAUUUGGGACGCCAAUGUAAAAGGCUGGUGAGAGGAGACAUCCACCUGUAUGACCAACUAGACAAGAUAGUUGAGAAUGUAUUCACUCAGAUAAGAAGACAAACAAACCCAAGAUAUGGAAAUCUAUUCCUAUGUUUGAGGGUAGAGAAUACAUGCAGAGAAAUGCUCUGAAUAGAUUUGUUUAUAAAAAAAAAUGUAAAUAUGAGGUAACAGAGAGAAGAGACAGCAAUAUACAUGAGAUAAUUUACUGCCUAUCCCAGUCGUAUUUAUUUUAUCUGUCUCUUCCCUCCCUGAUCCUUCAUCUACAGUUGAAGUCGGAAGUUUACAUACACCUUAGCCAAAUACAUUUAAACUCAGUUUUUCACAAUUCCUGACAUUUAAUCCUAGUAAAAAUUCCCUGCC
Molecule: messenger RNA, 7328 nt
Organism: Oncorhynchus mykiss (rainbow trout)
Lineage: Eukaryota; Metazoa; Chordata; Actinopteri; Salmoniformes; Salmonidae
Source: RefSeq, a predicted model, not a curated record